Rhagoletis zephyria (snowberry fruit fly) is the source of this 1043-nucleotide messenger RNA. RefSeq names its product putative vitellogenin receptor. Gene Ontology annotation, cellular component: plasma membrane; apical plasma membrane; signaling receptor complex. The record is from RefSeq and is a predicted model, not a curated record. Lineage: Eukaryota; Metazoa; Arthropoda; Insecta; Diptera; Tephritidae. Gene Ontology annotation, molecular function: protein binding; hormone binding. Gene Ontology annotation, biological process: receptor-mediated endocytosis.
GGCAAAAGCCUUCCGCUUACCGUUACAAAAUGUGCGAAAGAAAUUACAGCCAGCCGUUGCUGCACCCAACUGCAUUGUUAAUUUUGUUGUCGUUGUGCUCAUUCUGUUGCCGCCAUUUUUCGCACGCGCUUCAGAGAUCCACCAUUGCGGUGCCGAUCACUUCGAGUGCCGAGACGGAAGCUGCAUCUUACAGGAGAAGAUGUGUGAUGGACGUCAUGACUGUCUAGAUAGCUCGGACGAGCUCGACUGUGAGAAGAAAAUGUGCCGCAAACCUAAUUGGUUCCAAUGCGCCAAACCCAAUGGCCCCUGCUUGUCAUCGGAACUGAUUUGCAAUGGUGUCGAGAACUGCCCUGGCGGCGAAGAUGAAUUGGACUGCGUCAGCUCGUCUUCAAGGUCGUCGUCGUCCUCGCUGUGGAUCAGCGGUGGCGCUGGCAGGGCAAGUUCAGCGAGCGCUGAUGUCGGCACGGGCGGCUGGCAUUCGUCAAAACGGAAUUGCAGCACUUUCGAGUACACCUGCCGUACGGAUAAGACUUGCAUACCUUUGGAUUUUAUGUGCGAUGGCAAGAGCGAUUGCCAUGAUCGUUCCGAUGAGGUGGAUGGUUGCGAGCGCGCCAGAACUAAUUGCAUUGGUUUCUUUUGCGACAAUAAAAAAUGUCUGGAGAGUAAAAAAUGGAUUUGCGAUGGUGUUGAUGAUUGCGGUGAUGGCAGUGAUGAACGGAAAUGUGGUUUCAAUUGCACACUGGAAGCGGGCCAGUUCUUGUGUCACGACAACUCCAGCUGCUUAUCAAUCGAUGCAGCUUGCAAUGGUAAGGCGGAGUGUGCGGAUGGUAGUGAUGAGUCACACCUAUGCACUACAACAACCAACAAUUGCAGCACAAAAGCAUGUCCGCCGGCGUCGAUAUGCAGAAUGUUACCCGAGUCGGGCGCGCAGUGUAUUUGUCCCAAAGGUUAUCGUAUGUCAGCGGUAGAGAAUGUUUGUAGAGAUAUCGACGAGUGUUUGGAGAUUUAUGGUCUGUGCUCGCAAGGUUGUACGAAUACGCGCG